GCAGUAGGCUCGGCGGGAAGAAGUGUCUGUGCUGCCUUUUGCAUGCGACUCUGUUUCCAGCCCCAAGUUCUCUCGAUAUCGGCACCUCAUGGGAUGCUAUAAUGCGCCGCUGUCUUCUACUCCGUGAUUCCGGCUCCUUCCCUCUCUCCGCUUCCGCGAAAGCUCAGACCCUUGAGAGUGAAAGAACACGACAUUUAUGAUCAUGGCUGACGCUGUCGACGAGAAGCGGCAAAGCCUCGAGAAGAGGCGAUCAACUGACGACCCGGAGGUCACCACAGUCUCCGUUAACGAUGAAUACGGGGACGAGGCGCUCCAGCUCGUCGGGAAGGAACGUCAGAUAGAGUUCAGCGAGGAAUACUAUGCAAAACUCCGGAGGAAACUUGAUUGGUGGAUCCCGCCGUUGUGUGCCUCGGUGUACUUCACUCAGUUCCUAGACAAGACAUCGCUCAACUAUGCGAGUAUCAUGGGCUUGCCUAUCACGGGGCAGAAAUACAAUCUGGUCGCAUUGGCCUUCUAUCUGGGAUUCCUAGUUUGGGAGUUUCCAACCGUUUACCUGUCACAGAAAACUGGACGUGUGGCGAAGUAUCUUGGCGCGAACAUCAUUCUGUGGGGAAUUAUUCUCAUGCUUCACGCCGUCACUGCUUCUUUUGGAGCAUUCUUUGCUUUGCGCUUCCUGCUCGGCAUGUGCGAGAGCUGUGUCGCACCCACUCUAAUCCUCAUCAUCUCCAUGUUCUAUCGCAAGGAUGAACAGGCGCGACGGAUAUCUUGGUUUUACGUCAUGAACGGUCUUACCCAAGUAUUCGGCGGCUUCGUGGCAUAUGGUGUCAGCUUUUACAGUGGCAAGGCUCUGGCGCCUUACAAGAUCAUCUAUUUCCUGUUAGGAGGCAUGGCGAUCGUGGUUGGCUUGCUCGUGACAUUUUUCAUGCCGGAUUCGCCUAUCCAUGCGCCCCUUCUGACUAAAGAGGAGCGCGUCGCUGCACUUGAACGUGUACGGGAGGACCAAGUGGGGGUCGAAAACAAGGUUUUAAAGCGCGAGCAGGUCAUUGAGGCUCUGUCAGACCCGCGGACGUGGUUGAUUGUGCUGACGACGAUGCUCACUAGCAUCCCCAAUGGCGGUCUGAGUAAUUUCAGCAAUAUCAUCAUUAAAAACUUCGGUUAUACUUCCAAGCAAGUCCUAAUCCUCAGCACCCCUGGUGGUGUCAUUGGCUCCCUCACGGUCUUGGCAUGCGGCUGGUAUUCAGACAAACGCAAAGAGCGCAUGCUACCAAUCGUCUUCUGCCUAGUUCCCACCAUCGUUGGCUUCGCUAUUUUGAUCGGUUUGGCUCACUCCGGCCAGAAAGGCGUUCUCCUAUUUGGGAGUUACUUGACGGGCACUUUCGGUUCCGCCCUAUCUUCCGUUUACGCGUACAAUGCGUCCAAUACGGCUGGGCACACGAAGAAGUCUACUAUCAAUGCCUUGACCCUGGCAACAUUCGCUCUGGGUAACAUCAUCGGGACGGAGAUUUUCUUGCCUAAGGACGCUCCGGACUACCUCCCUGGCAAAAUCGCGGUCAUGGUGUUACUGACCGUUCAGAUCGCGGUCUCUUACCUUCUCAGAUGGAUCAACAUUCGGAUGAACAGGCAGAAACGGGCUGCGUUGGAAGCCGAAAUAGCACGUCAAGGCUGGACAGAACAAGAUGUGCAGAAGCAGAGGGAGCGGCACGCAUUCGCGGACCUCACCGAUAAGCAGAACAUAUUUUUCGAGUACACGAUCUAAGGUACAUAUUCGGGAACCGCACGUUGUAGUAAUACUUCGCGUAGUUCCAGUCCGAAUAAUGCACAGCUAUUAGUGCUUUCGUUGUUCAUUCAUUGAUUCAAUUGCGACGAGGUUCC
Molecule: messenger RNA, 1872 nt
Organism: Punctularia strigosozonata HHB-11173 SS5
Lineage: Eukaryota; Fungi; Basidiomycota; Agaricomycetes; Corticiales; Punctulariaceae
Product: MFS general substrate transporter
Exons: 20
Coding region: 197-1756 (519 amino acids)
Biological process (GO): transmembrane transport
Cellular component (GO): membrane
Molecular function (GO): transmembrane transporter activity
Source: RefSeq, a predicted model, not a curated record